UGGGCAACAGUCAAAGUAUGUCAUCGGAAGGAUAAAGCGGAUGUACGGGUCUGCGGCGGAAGUAGAACCUUCAAGAUGAAGAUGGACGUGGACGGAGUUGAUCAUAUGGAAACGGGAGACUGCAAAGGAGGGUCCGGCCUCCGACAAUAUUACCUGUCCAAAAUAGAAGAACUCCAGCUGACUGUGAACGACAAGAGCCAGAAUCUGAGGCGUCUGCAGGCACAGAGAAAUGAGCUCAACGCUAAAGUGCGUUUGCUGCGCGAGGAGCUGCAGCUGCUGCAGGAGCAGGGCUCAUACGUUGGAGAGGUGGUCCGUGCCAUGGACAAAAAGAAAGUGCUCGUCAAGGUGCAUCCAGAGGGCAAGUUUGUUGUGGAUGUGGACAAGAACAUUGACAUCAAUGAUGUGACCCCUAACUGCCGCGUGGCUCUGCGUAACGACAGCUACACCCUGCACAAGAUCCUGCCAAACAAGGUAGACCCCCUGGUGUCCCUGAUGAUGGUGGAGAAGGUGCCCGACUCCACCUACGAGAUGAUCGGGGGCCUGGACAAGCAGAUCAAGGAGAUCAAGGAAGUGAUCGAGCUGCCGGUCAAGCAUCCUGAGCUCUUCGAGGCGCUCGGCAUCGCACAGCCCAAGGGAGUGCUUCUGUACGGCCCUCCUGGCACAGGGAAGACCCUGCUGGCCAGAGCCGUGGCCCACCACACGGACUGCACCUUCAUCAGGGUGUCGGGCUCGGAGCUGGUCCAGAAGUUCAUCGGAGAGGGCGCCCGCAUGGUGCGAGAGCUCUUCGUCAUGGCCCGCGAGCACGCCCCCUCCAUCAUCUUCAUGGACGAGAUCGACUCCAUCGGCUCGUCGCGUCUGGAGGGCGGCUCGGGGGGAGACAGCGAGGUGCAAAGGACCAUGCUGGAGCUGCUCAACCAGCUGGAUGGCUUCGAGGCCACCAAGAACAUCAAGGUCAUCAUGGCCACCAACCGGAUCGACAUCCUGGACUCUGCUCUGCUGCGGCCUGGCCGCAUCGACCGGAAGAUCGAGUUCCCCCCUCCCAACGAGGCUGCUCGUCUUGACAUCCUGAAGAUCCACUCCAGGAAGAUGAACCUGACCCGGGGCAUCAACCUCAGGAAGAUCGCAGAGCUCAUGCCCGGAGCGUCCGGAGCCGAGGUUAAGGGAGUUUGCACAGAGUCCGGCAUGUACGCCCUGAGAGAACGAAGAGUCCAUGUCAACCAGGAGGACUUUGAGAUGGCCGUGGCCAAGGUGAUGCAGAAGGACAGUGAGAAGAACAUGUCCAUCAAGAAGCUGUGGAAGUAAACACCUGUAGUGUUGAGGCCUCGUGCAGAAACGCCUCCGCCAACAAACUAGUGUAUAUUCUCCUUACCUUUUGUUUAUGCUUUGUACUCGUAGCCUUUAAACCAUCGCAAAUUAAAGUUUGUCCCGAAGUAAAGGAUGUGGUCUGUCUGACUUAUUAAAAGAAUGCAGUCC
Messenger RNA from Gadus chalcogrammus (walleye pollock), 1473 nucleotides. RefSeq names its product proteasome 26S subunit, ATPase 5 (gene psmc5). NCBI's taxonomy places the organism in Eukaryota, Metazoa, Chordata, Actinopteri, Gadiformes, Gadidae. Gene Ontology annotation, molecular function: proteasome-activating activity; ATP binding; ATP hydrolysis activity. The transcript is spliced from 12 exons. Gene Ontology annotation, biological process: proteasome-mediated ubiquitin-dependent protein catabolic process. The coding region runs from base 76 to 1302 and encodes 408 amino acids. The record is from RefSeq and is a predicted model, not a curated record. Gene Ontology annotation, cellular component: proteasome regulatory particle, base subcomplex.